UUAAUCAUGAAGACUUUACACUAAUGGAAUAUGUGCAUUGUGUUAAUCAUGAAGACUUUACACUAAUGGAAGAUGUGCAUUGUGUUAAUCAUGAAGACUUUACACUAAUGGAAGAUGUGCAUUGUGUUAAUCAUGAAGACUUUACACUAAUGGAAGAUGUGCAUUGUGUUAAUCAUGAAGACUUUACACUAAUGGAAGAUGUGCAUUGUGUUAAUCAUGAAGACUUUACACUAAUGGAAGAUGUGCAUUGUGUUAAUCAUGAAGACUUUACACUAAUGGAAGAUGUGCAUUGUGUUAAUCAUGAAGACUUUACACUAAUGGAAUAUGUGCAUUGUGUUAAUCAUGAAGACUUUACACUAAUGGAAGAUGUGCAUUGUGUUAAUCAUGAAGACUUUACACUAAUGGAAGAUGUGCAUUGUGUUAAUCAUGAAGACUUUACACUAAUGGAAGAUGUGCAUUGUGUUAAUCAUGAAGACUUUACACUAAUGGAAGAUGUGCAUUGUGUUAAUCAUGAAGACUUUACACUAAUGGAAGAUGUGCAUUGUGUUAAUCAUGAAGACUUUACACUAAUGGAAGAUGUGCAUUGUGUUAAUCAUGAAGACUUUACACUAAUGGAAGAUGUGCAUUGUGUUAAUAAUGAAGACUUUACACUAAUGGAAGAUGUGCAUUGUGUUAAUCAUGAAGACAUUACACUAAUGGAAGAUGUGCAUUGUGUUAAUCAUGAAGACAUUACACUAAUGGAAGAUGUGCAUUGUGUUAAUCAUGAAGACAUUACACUAAUGGAAGAUGUGCAUUGUGUUAAUCAUGAAGACUUUACACUAAUGGAAGAUGUGCAUUGUGUUAAUCAUACUAUUUGUCCAUGUAUUGAAUGAUACACAACUUUCCAUAACUGCAGUGUGGACUUUUUACAGAUGAAACCCCUUCCAUUAUGACACUCCCUUCCUGUAUCUGUCAUAAAGGCCGAUGCAUUCUUUGUCCUUUAGUUACACAACUAAAUCUAGUAGCUGUCACUUACCUUUAGUGCUGUAGGUCUGUAGCUGUCACUUACCUGUCAUGUUGUAGGUCUGUAGCUGUCUCUUACCUGUCAUGUUGUAGGUCUGUAGCUGUCACUUACCUGUCAUGCUGUAGAUCUGUAGCUGUCACUUACCUGUCAUGCUGUAGAUCUGCUCUCAUGGUGCUGAGAAUGCUUAGUACUGUAGCUGUCACUUACCUUUCAUGCUGUAGGUCUGCUCUCAUGGUGCUGAGAAUGCUUAGUACUGUAGCUGUCACUUACCUUUCGUGCUGUAGAUCUGCUGUCAUGGUGCUGAGAAUGCUUAGUACUGUAGCUGUCACUUACCUUUCGUGCUGUAGAUCUGCUCUCAUGGUGCUGAGAAUGCUUAGUACUGUAGCUGUCACUUACCUUUCAUGCUGUAGAUCUGCUCUCAUGGUGCUGAGAAUGCUUAGUACUGUAGCUGUCAAUUACCUUUCAUGCUGUAGAUCUGCUCUCAUGGUGCUGAGAAUGCUUAGUACUGUAGCUGUCACUUACCUGUCAUGCUGUAGAUCUGCUCUCAUGGUGCUGAGAAUGCUUAGUACUGUAGCUGUCACUUACCUUUCAUGCUGUAGAUCUGCUCUCAUGGUGCUGAGAAUGCUUAGUACUGUAGCUGUCACUUACCUGUCAUGCUGUAGAUCUGCUCUCAUGGUGCUGAGAAUGCUUAGUACUGUAGCUGUCACUUACCUUUCAUGCUGUAGGUCUGCUCUCAUGGUGCUGAGAAUGCUUAGUACUGUAGCUGUCAAUUACCUGUCGUGCUGUAGGUCUGCUCUCAUGGUGCUGAGAAUGCUUAGUACUGUAGCUGUCACUUACCUGUCAUGCUGUAGAUCUGCUCUCAUGGUGCUGAGAAUGCUUAGUACUGUAGCUGUCACUUACCUGUCAUGCUGUAGGUCUGUAGCUGUCACUUACCUGUCAUGCUGUAGGUCUGUAGCUGUCACUUACCUGUCAUGCUGUAGGUCUGUAGCUGUCACUUACCUGUCAUGCUGUAGGUCUGUAGCUGUCACUUACCUGUCAUGCAGUAGGUCUGUAGCUGUCACUUACCUGUCAUGCUGUAGGUCUGUAGCUGUCACUUACCUGUCAUGCUGUAGGUCUGUAGCUGUCACUUACCUGUCAUGCUGUAGGUCUGUAGCUGUCACUUACCUGUCAUGCUGUAGGUCUGUAGCUGUCACUUACCUGUCAUGCUGUAGGUCUGUAGCUGUCACUUACCUGUCAUGCUGUAGGUCUGUAGCUGUCACUUACCUGUCAUGCAGUAGGUCUGUAGCUGUCACUUACCUGUCAUGCUGUAGGUCUGUAGCUGUCACUUACCUGUCAUGCUGUAGGUCUGUAGCUGUCACUUACCUGUCAUGCUGUAGGUCUGUAGCUGUCACUUACCUGUCAUGCUGUAGGUCUGUAGCUGUCACUUACCUGUCAUGCUGUAGGUCUGUAGCUGUCACUUACCUGUCAUGCUGUAGGUCUGUAGCUGUCACUUACCUGUCAUGCUGUAGGUCUGUAGCUGUCACUUACCUGUCAUGCUGUAGGUCUGUAGCUGUCACUUACCUUUCAUGCUGUAGGUCUGUAGCUGUCACUUACCUUUCAUGCUGUAGGUCUGCUCUCAUGGUGCUGAGAAUGCUUAGUACUGUACCUGUCACUUACCUUUCAUGCUGUAGGUCUGCUCUCAUGGUGCUGAGAAUGCUUAGUACUGUACCUGUCACUUACCUUUCAUGCUGUAGGUCUGCUCUCAUGGUGCUGAGAAUGCUUAGUACUGUACCUGUCACUUACCUUUCAUGCUGUAGGUCUGCUCUCAUGGUGCUGAGAAUGCUUAGUACUGUACCUGUCACUUACCUUUCAUGCUGUAGGUCUGCUCUCAUGGUGCUGAGAAUGCUUAGUACUGUACCUGUCACUUACCUUUCAUGCUGUAGGUCUGCUCUCAUGGUGCUGAGAAUGCUUAGUACUGUACCUGUCACUUACCUUUCAUGCUGUAGGUCUGCUCUCAUGGUGCUGAGAAUGCUUAGUACUGUACCUGUCACUUACCUGUCAUGCUGUAGGUCUGUAGCUGUCACUUACCUGUCAUGCAGUAGGUCUGUAGCUGUCACUUACCUGUCAUGCUGUAGGUCUGUAGCUGUCACUUACCUGUCAUGCUGUAGGUCUGUAGCUGUCACUUACCUGUCAUGCUGUAGGUCUGUAGCUGUCACUUACCUGUCAUGCUGUAGGUCUGUAGCUGUCACUUACCUGUCAUGCUGUAGGUCUGUAGCUGUCACUUACCUGUCAUGCUGUAGGUCUGUAGCUGUCACUUACCUGUCAUGCUGUAGGUCUGUAGCUGUCACUUACCUGUCAUGCUGUAGGUCUGUAGCUGUCACUUACCUGUCAUGCUGUAGGUCUGUAGCUGUCACUUACCUUUCAUGCUGUAGGUCUGUAGCUGUCACUUACCUUUCAUGCUGUAGGUCUGCUCUCAUGGUGCUGAGAAUGCUUAGUACUGUACCUGUCACUUACCUUUCAUGCUGUAGGUCUGCUCUCAUGGUGCUGAGAAUGCUUAGUACUGUACCUGUCACUUACCUUUCAUGCUGUAGGUCUGCUCUCAUGGUGCUGAGAAUGCUUAGUACUGUACCUGUCACUUACCUUUCAUGCUGUAGGUCUGCUCUCAUGGUGCUGAGAAUGCUUAGUACUGUACCUGUCACUUACCUUUCAUGCUGUAGGUCUGCUCUCAUGGUGCUGAGAAUGCUUAGUACUGUACCUGUCACUUACCUUUCAUGCUGUAGGUCUGCUCUCAUGGUGCUGAGAAUGCUUAGUACUGUACCUGUCACUUACCUUUCAUGCUGUAGGUCUGCUCUCAUGGUGCUGAGAAUGCUUAGUACUGUACCUGUCACUUACCUUUCAUGCUGUAGGUCUGCUCUCAUGGUGCUGAGAAUGCUUAGUACUGUACCUGUCACUUACCUGUCAUGCUGUAGGUCUGUAGCUGUUUUACCUGUCAUGCAGUAG
Oncorhynchus gorbuscha (pink salmon) is the source of this 3982-nucleotide messenger RNA. RefSeq lists its product as uncharacterized. The coding region runs from base 1172 to 3982 and encodes 936 amino acids. The record is from RefSeq and is a predicted model, not a curated record. Lineage: Eukaryota; Metazoa; Chordata; Actinopteri; Salmoniformes; Salmonidae. The transcript is spliced from 2 exons.